Molecule: messenger RNA, 3374 nt
Organism: Diuraphis noxia (Russian wheat aphid)
Lineage: Eukaryota; Metazoa; Arthropoda; Insecta; Hemiptera; Aphididae
Product: C-Maf-inducing protein-like
Source: RefSeq, a predicted model, not a curated record
GGCGGCGGGCAGUGGCGCGCGUGCACCAUCGUCACGGGCACGGGCACCGCCGCCGCCAACGCCGCCACCGCCGCAAACUUUCGCAGUCCCGCCGACGGAGCCACGCGCACGCACGCACACGGCGCCAGAACGCCGCCACCGUCGCAGAUCCGCGAGCCGUACGGCAACGCUCACGUCGCAUCGUUUUUAAACAGCCGCCGCCGCUACCGUUCAUAAGUUCAUAAAAAUAUUAUAUUUUCUCGCACCAAACGGUGGUUCGUCGGCAAUAGUUGUCGGUGCUCUGUUCGGUUUCCUCACUCGUUCGUUUCGCCGCUGCAAGCCGACAUACAUUUGACACAUUUUUAUAGGUACAAUAUACAGCAAACAGAGCGUAUAAUUAUAUCGGUCUUCGACGCGGGGCCUCGAAAACUUUCGGCAGGACUGCAGCGAGGAGAGUCCGCGGGCGCGCGUCUGGCGGCGUGCGUGCUCGCUUCGGUCUCGAAUGCGAGCGAGCGAGGGCGCGCGCGCAUCUCGCCGCCGAUAGCGUACGCAGUAAACGCGCGCGCGCGCCCCCUCUUCGCCACACACUUAGCAAACCACCCACGAUCACCCCGGCACCCCUGCGGCCRCGAGUUCUUGUGUCGGCGCCAAACACGGUAUAUAAUACGAGGCACGCGUAACAAGUAUAAAUGGUAAACAAUGGCCGGCGACCAGUCCGGGCGCAGGUAAACGUUUCCGCCGUGACCCGACGAAUAGACGUGGACGACAUCAUCGUUGCCGCCGACGUCGCAAUAUAACAAAUAAACAUGAUGGCCUUAAAAAAAAAAGAUGUUUGACUUAAAGAAGAAAUGUCGGUAAAAAUAAAAUAAAAUGGACGAAUCGAUAGACGGAUUAAUUGAGAAAAUGCUUUUUUAGCCAGUGACGGUCGUUUGUGUUGCACGGUGAACGUCACUGCAGCGGCAUGAGUUGCGAGAUCACGGCCGUGGACGAUCUCCGGACCGAUCCUCCGACGCGAAAGUGUAGCACGAGCAGCACGAACAGCACGAGCAGUACGAACAGCAUGACCAGCGCCGGGAGCAUGGCCACGUCGGACGGGGACGUGGAUGCGGCCGCUGUGGCCAUCCCGUCGUCGGCCGUCGUGGUCUACGUCACCGACGACGCCGUCGCGACCAUGAGCGUGGUCGGCUGUCGCGGAGACCGUACUCGCAGGACGAAUGAUGCGUCGAGUUCAGAUAUCCACACGGACCGGGACGAAUGUUCCUCAGACGACAGCUGCAACGGGCCGGACUCGCCCACGGGGCUGAAGCGGGUCGGUUCCGUGUACGACUUCGGGCUUGACGGUGCCGACAGCCCGCCGCCGUGCGCCAACUACCCGUUCGCCACCGGGCCCGACGCCGACCUGACUAAGGUGGCGCGCAAGCAGUUGCGCAUGAUCCGCGAGGUGGACGUGGCCGUGUGCCAUCUAAAUCACACCAACACGAUCAUCAGCAAGAUACUCAGCUCCAAGUAUCUGAGACGGUGGGAGAAUCAUCAGAUCCGUUUACAGGACGAUUGCAUAACUUCUAGCACGCCAAGUGGAUUUCUUAGUAAGACUAUUGGGUACGAAGCUAUAAAAGAUUUAUAUCCAGUUAAAAGAUGGGAUUCAAAUUUCAAAUACUGUCUUCGGGUAGUCGUUACUAAUGGCUCUUAUUUAUUACAGACUACCAAUCAAUAUUUGAGAGAUCAAAUUCUUUAUUCAAUCUUAUGGAAGAAAAACGUUCAAGAAACCCAAACACUUUUGAAAAGUCAAUCCGAUCCAGACGAUAUGUUAAAAGAAUUGCAGAAUAUAGUGGAUUUUGCCAAAAACAUUCCAUUGGUCGAUGAUGAAAUAUUUCAUAUGCCAACUUUUAUUGCGAGUACGCUAAUGACAAGAGACCAAGAAAAAUAUUGCAAGCAAUCGUGGGAAAAAGCUCUAAUCGGUACGUUGCGCCCGUUGAUUGAAGACUGUCCCCCGUCCGCCGAAAUGUGUUCGUUUUUAUCGCAUCAUUGUAAAGACCAAAGUAGCCUACCUAUUAUUAAAGAUUCCUUAGUUUACACCAUAACAAGAAUACUCAAACAUAAUUUUGACUUCGCGAGAACACUGACGGCUCGCACAUUAGUACAAGAUUAUAUCAAGGCUCUUUACAUCCAGGACCAAAGCGGCGAGUCAAUUAGAUAUUUUCUAUCGAGAGUCCACAGUGCCAGCGCUGUGUGCCCUCACAACAGGGUACUGCCGAACAUGGUGUCCACCUGUAUUACUGCCAUAUACUCCGCAUCAGAGGAGUUGCCGGUUAACUGUUCGGAAGCCGAAUUCGAUUGCUAUUACACCAAUCACCUGAGAUGCUACAUUGUUGUUCUUCAAAACAUAUCAGAAUACAGCGAUUGGCUGUACGGACUUGCUCAACUGUUGCGUCCGCUGCCGUUUCCCGSAUUGCUGUUAAUUCGUUCAAUUUUUAUGGAGGACAUUUCCUCUGUGAUAUUAAAAAUAGGACUGCAUGAAGAUUGUGAAAUUCAUAAGCAGGUAUUAGCUGUCCGUGAGACAAAAGACGGCUGGUUCGAUUUGUGUUCACCAAUUGAAGCUGUGUUCUGUGGAAGUUCAAUUGUUUGGACUCAAUUGCUUAAAACGUUGAUGGCUUGCGAGCGCUGUAAAAAAAAGAAACUCUUGAAAAAUUUGAAAGCCAAGCAUUUGGGAACGUGCGUUUCGGAAGCGUUAAAAAACAACAAAAUCGUGAUGGAUGUCUUGUGCUUAAUGCUUGAGUGGAUGGUCGUGGAAGAUUUGCAUCAAAGAAAUCAGAUUGUCGAUACACUAAAGUCUACAGAAUUUGGCAGAAAAGUAUACGAUGAGUUUAUGUCAAGGCAGAAUCAACUACUUGAAUUGCAACGAAAAGGAGGCCCUCAAAACUUAUCAUUGCCGGCCCGAGGCACUGAUUUGGACCUGAAUUCCAUGUUUGAUUGUGGCCCUUUUGGUAAUUUAGAGUCGGUCGACUUGGCUUUUACCAAUGUUACAGAUACUUGUGCCAAUACGUUGAUUAAAUUACCAUCUUUAAAAGUUCUUAAUUUGUGGGGUACUCAGUUUGGUGAUUCCGGGCUAUUAAUCAUAUCGGAUCAUCUGACCAACUUGCAAGUUUUGAAUUUGUGUGAGACCAAAGUUACCGACAGGGGAAUUGUAUCGCUCAUAAGUCUCAUCAAUUUGAAAAAACUUAAUUUAAAUAGUACUAAAGCAACGGUUCGAUCCGUGGACGUAUUGAAAAAAAAACUACCAGGCUUACACGAAGUAGACGUCAGAUACUCAUUUGCCUGGUAAAAUGUAUUUUUUUUUGUUAUGAUAUAUAUUAUUAUAAUGUGUUCAACAUAAAAUGAUUUUUAUAAUUUUUUUA